Messenger RNA from Xyrauchen texanus (razorback sucker), 3540 nucleotides. Its product is annotated as gastrula zinc finger protein XlCGF57.1-like. NCBI's taxonomy places the organism in Eukaryota, Metazoa, Chordata, Actinopteri, Cypriniformes, Catostomidae. Gene Ontology annotation, molecular function: RNA polymerase II transcription regulatory region sequence-specific DNA binding; DNA-binding transcription repressor activity, RNA polymerase II-specific. The coding region runs from base 109 to 1395 and encodes 428 amino acids. Gene Ontology annotation, cellular component: nucleus. The record is from RefSeq and is a predicted model, not a curated record. Gene Ontology annotation, biological process: negative regulation of transcription by RNA polymerase II. The transcript has 2 exons.
UCGUUUAUUGUAAAUGUUGGGGAAUAUUUCCAUCUUCAGAUGAAGAAGUGUUUGAAGGAGUUAUUCCAAGUUUAACAUCUGAAGUCUGCAUGAUAUAAUACUGUAAUUAUGGAGGUUAUUAAAGAGGAGAGUGAGAACAUGAGUGAUCCAGAACAAUGCAGAAUUAAAAUAGAAGAUACUGAAGAACAAACAGGACUGUUGGAACUAAAUGAAAUGGAGGAGAAAAAACAUCAGUAUCAGAAACCAAAUAAUUUCCCAACUGGAGAAAAAUCCUUUAGUUGCUUACAGACUGAAAAACAAUUUGUCACAUGCCCCCAGUAUGGAGAUGCUUUCAAACAAAAUGUAGAUCUUAAAAAACACCAAAGAGUCCACACAGGAAAGAAUAUUCACUCAUGCACUGAGUGCGGAAAGAGCUUCAGAUAUCAGAAAAACCUUAAGGAUCACAUAAGAAAUCACACUGGAGAAAAGCCUUUUACAUGUCCUCAGUGUGGAAAGAGUUUCAAAAAUAAAGGAAUUCUUACUAAACACAUGAGAAUUCACACUGGAGAAAAGCCUUUCACAUGUCCUCAGUGUGGAAAAAGUUUCGCCCGUAAAGAACAACUUCAGAUUCACAUAAGAUUCCACACUGGAGAAAAGCCUUUCACCUGCUCUCAGUGUGGGAAAAGUUUCAAAGAAAAAGGAGCUCUAAAUAAACACCUUAGAAUUCACACUGAAGAGAAGCCGUUUACAUGCACUGAGUGUGGCAAAUGUUUCAAACAAAAAGAAAUUCUUAUGAAACACAUACAAAUUCACACUGGAGAAAAGCCUUUUUCAUGCCCUCAGUGUGGAAACAGUUUCACCCGUAAAGAACAACUUCAGAUUCACAUAAGAUUCCACACUGGAGAAAAGCCUUUCACCUGCUCUCAGUGUGGAAAAAGUUUCAAACAAAAAGGAGCUCUUACUAUACACAUUAGAAUUCACACUGGAGAGAAGCCUUACACAUGCAAUGAGUGUGGAAAGAGCUUCAGGUAUCAAUCAAACCUUAAGGAUCACAUAAGAAUUCACACUGGAGAAAAGCCUUUUACAUGUCCUCAGUGUGGAAAGAGUUUCCCCCGUAAUGAACCUCUUCAGAUUCACAUAAGAUUACACACCGGAGAAAAGCCUUUCAAAUGCACUCAGUGUGGAAAGAGCUUUAAUUGUAAUGCAAUCCUUAAAAACCACAUGAGAAUUCAUACAGGAAAAAAGCCUUUUACUUGUCUUCAGUGUGGAAAGAGCUUCAACUAUAAAGCAAAUCUUCAAGAUCACAUAAGAAUCCACACCGGAGAGAUGCCUUUCACGUGCCAUCAGUGUGGAAAGAGCUUCAGAUACAAAAGAAGUCUCAAUGACCAUCAGCGCCUCCAUUCUGGAGAAAAGUAAUUUAACUGUGAUCAGUGCAGUAAAACAUUUAUUUUGGUAUAGUUAGAAGACACCUGAAAACUCACACAAAUGAGAAGCCUCACUUGUUUUCUACAGCACUUGUGGAAAAAGGCUUUCAAGUCUGUACCAUUUAAAAGAGCACCAGAAAAUACAUAUCAAUGUGAGAGCUCAUGUAUUCUUUGUGUGUUGGAAAUCCUUCAUGAGAACAGACAACUUGGAAAAAGCACCAAAUAAUUCCUACUGGAGAAAACCCUACAAGUGCUUCCAUUGUGGAAAGAACUUCAAUUGAUCAGGACCCUGAAAACACGCAAGCGAGUUCAUACUGUAGAGAAGCCAAAUCACUGCACUUCAUGUGGAAAAUCUUUCAUCCAAUCAAGUAAUCUACAGGUUCAUUUGAAAAAGCAUUGCUCAAUAUCACAAGUUCAUGUUUCGAAGUGUUAGAAAUGCAGAUAAACCAAAAGCCCCUGUCUCUUCGGCCUAUUGUUGAGUUGAAUACAUUCAUUAACAAUUGUUAUAAUCAAAAUGUAAUCAAAGUGUUUUUAAUGUUGUGCAUUUAUCCAGGGUAUGUUAUAAUUAUUAAUGUUACAGUUCAUUUGUAUAUUUGAUCUCUGAGGGGUGACUGAGGGUCUAACUCAUGCGAGGUGGAUCGGACUUGUUGGUCCAGCUAAUCCCACAGAUGCGCAAUCGGAUUGAGACCUGGGGAAUUUGGAGACCAGUGCAACACCUUGACACUUCAUCAUGUUCCUAAAACCGUUCCUAAAACCAAUCCCAAACAAUGUGUGCAGUGUGGCAGGGUGCAUUAACCUGCUGAAAGAGGUCACUGCCAUCAGGGAAUAACAUUGCCAUGAAGGGGGUUCCUGGUCUGCAACCAUGUGUAGGUAGGUGGUAUGUGUCAAAUUGACGUCUGCAUGAAUAGCUGGACCCAGGGUUUCCCAGCAGAACAUUGCCCAGAGCAUCACACUCCCUCCACCAGCCUGUCGUCUUCCCACAGUGCAUCCUGGUGCCAUCAUUUCCCCAGGUAAAUGGUGCAAAUGUACAGAAAAGAGAACUCGUCAGACCAGGCAACCUUCUUCCACUGCUCCAAGAUCCAGUUCUGACACUCACUUGCCCAUUGUAGGUACUUUCAACGGUGAACAGGGGUCAUCAUGGGCACUCUGACCGGUCUGUGGCUACGUAGCCCCAUGCACAGCAGGGUGUGAUGCACUUUAUUGUGACACAUUCCUCCCUUAACCAUCAUUAAAAUUUCUGUGACUUGUGACACAGUAGAUCUUCUGUCAGUUCGGACAAGACAGAAUAGCCUUCGUUACCCUCACGCAUCGAUGAGGCUUGAGCGCCUAACACCCUGUCGCCAGUUUGUGGUUUGUCCAUCCUCGGAUCAAUGUUGGUAGGUACUCACCACUGAUGACCGGGAGCACCCCAUAAGCCGUUUCAGAGAUGCUCUGACCCAGUCAUCUGGCCAUAACAAUUUGUUCCUUUUCAAAGUCGCUCAGGUCUUUACUCCUGCCCAUUUCAUCUGCAUUCAACACGUUGACAACAAGAACUGAUUGUUCGCUUACCAUCUAACCAGACCCUGACAUGUGGCUUUGUUAGGAGACGAUCAAUGUUUUUCACUUCACCUGUGAGUGGUCAGUGUUUUGGCUCAUCUGUGUAUAUUUCUGCCUUACUUUGACCCUUCGUUUGGACAUAUGCUUCUCUCAUCAUAUUUGUUCCAACUAGAUAAGGCCUGUGUUCCAGUGAGGCCUGACUGAACCUUGAGGGAACGAUAGCUAUGUUUUGUUCUGUCUAAUGAUGUCAUUGUAGUGAUUGUUUGGAAUAUCUGAGAGUCAUAUGACUAAAUCAGAGAGACUUGACACCAGUGUGUCUAAAAGAAGACUUACCUCUGACCCGUUUCUGCUGACCAACUUGACUUAGUGUUUUAAAAAUAUAAUCUUUGAAUGAUUGCAUUCACGUAGAAGAAUACAAAACCAUGCUUGGAUGUUUCUUGAAAAUAUCUGUUCUGGUCACCUUUCAGAACUCUGUACUUGUAAGAGAUUAACUGUUUAUUUAUUUGCAUAUGUCUGUAAUUACUGUUGUUUUGGUGAUCUGAGUUAGUUUGAGGUUAAAUCCUCAUCUCAAUUUGUGUUUCUGUCUUCUUCCAUUGGAAAU